AUGCUCCGGAAGCGGGCGAUCGUUCUUGAAACACCUCAGCUAGUCGAGCUUCUCGGUGCUGAUUUUAGCAUCAGCGAGUCUGAUGAUGACCUGGUGUUGCUCAAAAGCCCGCAAUACUGUCAAAUAGGAUGUGACCUCCGUCAACUAGACAAGCUGCGUACCACUUUAGAGUCAGUCUUGCGGCUUUCUGACUGCGAAGUUCUCUUCGUCGCCGAGGUUUCCGUGACGUACAUGGAUACCCCCUCGGCAGAUGCGCUCAUUCACUGGGCUAGCUCCAUCGGAACUCCCGAGUUCUGCCUACUCGAGCAAAUACUCCCGCAUGGCCCAGACCACCCUUUCGCUCAGACCAUGCUGAAGCAUUUCGACAAGCUCAAAACACCGCCCAGAUCCGUUUUCCAAUAUCCCACGCUCGCCAGCCAGCAAGCCCGCUUUCAGAAACUCGGAUGGGCUCAUGUUUCUAUAUGGGACCUCUGGGAAGCGUGGUCGAACGAGUACUUCGUAAGCAGCACAGAGAGAGUCGCACUAGAUCAUGUCGAAGCGUUCGACGAGUGGGAGGAAUUUGUACUCUUUGCCCGACACUAUUUUGUUCUUCAUGCCUCGACAAGCCGGCUCACUGGAGAGCAAGCUGUCGAGCAAGUGUCGACAACGCCGUCAAAUCGAGAUUGCCGCGCGGAGGUUAACAUCGUAUGCCACCAUGACGGCACCAACAAGCGUCGUUUCGGAGAGGCGAUGACAAUAUCGGAUGCAAUGGGGCGACAGUUUGCUCUGCAUAUGAUGGGAAGCGAUGCUAAAGGAAGAUCUGACACGGUUGACAUAUUCUCCCUUGGACCAUCAGUUGAACCGCCCAGGCUGCCGCUGAAGGGACCCCUCCCUCGCAUGUGCCACACGGUGACGGACCUCGGCGAUUUUGGUCUGCUUCUUGUCGGCGGAAGGGCUUCUCCGACCAGCGUUUUCUCGGACUGUUGGAUAUUUUCGAAGGGGGUUGACUGUCGCUGGCAGCCAACAUGGAAGCUUCCGACUUCUCUGUUCAGACACUCGACCAUUCGUCUAAAGGGAACCUCGCUCGCCCUUGUCAUGGGCGGGAAGAGCGAUGGCGCGAAAGUAUCUGAGGAUUUCUACCUAUUCCACCCGACGCAGGGCUGGCGGAAAUGCCAGGUCCGAGGGUCCACACCUCGUCCGACUUUUGGAGCUGUUGUUUGCGGCACCUCGGGUCCCAGCAGUGGACGGGGCAUUUUCCAUGGCAUCUUAGCUGGUGGAAUGGGUCAAGAUGGCUGUAUAGUCACAGAUGAGAACGUGUGGUGUCUCGACAUAAAUGGUGCCGAGCCGUUGAUAACGUUUGAUGUUGUGGCUCCCGAGAAAAGAUUCGGCCGCUGCUUGUCACUAUUCGGAGCGCAAUGUGUCGACCUUGACUCUUGCACGCUUGUUUGCGGUGGCGUAGGACAUGAUGCGUCGUUUCAAGGACGGGAACUUUUGGCUGUCAACAUUGAUCAUGGCAAUGAAAGCUGUACCGUUCUGCAGCUUCGGCCUAGAGACGGAGCUGUUCGGAUGCCCUUUAUGAUUGGAUCAUCUGCGCUGCCUAAUGGGAAGAACGGCCUGCUGGUUUUUGGAGGAGGAGCGACGUGCUUCUCGAUGGGCACAUUUUGGGAAACUGGUGUUUUCAGCAUCGCAUUGUCCAAUCUGCCAUGGAACGACGGCAAACAGUCGCCAUUGACCGUCUCGUUGGACACAGCCCCGAGAUACGUUGAGUCGCGGAAGGUUGUGGGGAUCACGAACUAUGCAGACGGAGAAGCGAAGACGACAGCCAGAAAAGUAGUGCCGGAAAAGAUUCCCCGAGUGAAGCUGAGCCAGGGCAUGGAAUUUGGCGAGAUAGUUGGCUGCGGGAAGCCAGUCAUUCUAGAAGGACUCGAUCUUGGACAUGGUGGAGAAGGAUGGACUCCGGAAUUGUUGGUGAAAUGCGUUGGUGAACAAACAGAGGUGGUUAUACAUGAAUGUCACAGAGACACUGACCGGAUGGAUUUCAACACGAAGAAUUUCCGCUAUGUCACGGCCGCUUUCGGAACGGUCAUGGCCAAGAUUCAAGCCGGCGAUAGAGUAUAUCUUCGAUCUUUAUCCCGUGAGCAGCCGUCUGAGCAAGCAGCAAAUAUUGAAUGCGACUUCCCAGGAUUGGCAGCAAAGUUCCGUUUACCGGCGGAACUAGAAGACCAUGUGUCGAAGAACGUGUUCAGCUCGGUUCUCAGAGUGUCGGGUAGAGUGAAUAUGUGGCUACACUACGAUGUCAUGGCGAACAUAUACACGCAACUUGUCGGCAGUAAGAGAAUGAUACUCUUUCCGCCGAGCGACGUGACGCGACUGUCAUUCCUCCCCGGGGCAUCGAGCUCGAGCGCGGAUGUCUUCUCGAUGCUCGAAACGACAUCCUUAACAGGGACGCGACCGCACGAAGCCUUGCUUCAGGAGGGCGAUGUGCUUUUCCUGCCAGCUCUAUGGCUCCACACGGCGAUGCCGAUGUCUGACCUGAACGUGGCGGUUAACGUCUUUUUCCGCGAUCUCGACAGCGGCUACGCCACAGGUCGAGAUGUAUACGGCAACAGGGAUCUUGCGGCGUACGAAAAGGGUCGACAGGACGCAGGCCGGAUCGCGAGAAGUUUUCAGCCGCUACCGUUGGAGACGAGACGAUUCUACCUGGCACGGAUCGCAGACGAGCUUCAGCAAGCCGCGGAGGGCUUGACGUAUGGCGUACGGAUGGAAGCCAAGGCAUCAUCGGGCGAGCCGGCGGCCGCCCACCUAGACGACACCCAUGAGGGCCGAGCCGAUGACCCCUAUGUGCAUCCCCUAGCAAAAAACGGCCUUGCUUGCUUGUGCCAAAUGUGUUCCGGCAGGGAAACGAAAGCAAGCAACGACAAGGACAGAGUUGGCAGGCAAGAAUACGUUUUGAAGGACGUGGCAGUAGAUGCUAUAGCCGAUGGCGAGCGAAAGGGGCGAGGUGACACUAUCGAUGCUGCUGACAAGGAGCGGCUCGUCGCACUGGCCUACGCGACAGCUCGAGAUCAAAGGCUAGCGCCGAGCAAAAUCCUUAUACGGUCGUCAUUCGUCCUAGUUUCGUUGGUCCUCGCGGCAUUGUCGCUGACUGCGGUAUACCUUUCUAGAGCCUCGCUGCACCAGACGACCAGCAUCGGCGGCGGCAGGAACAUGAUGGACCCCGACGGCUGGCAUGUGACCUUGGCUUUCAAAGACAAGGAUCAAGAAACGCGCAGCUGCCACAUUGCAUCGCACGGGUACACCGAUGGCGAAAAUGAUACUACCCUGCGGAAGGCUACUCACGGGGACAAAAAGCGGGACGACACCCCUCGCGGCCCCAAAAACUUGGGCAAAGUGGUGUGGCCGAAGGAGAAAGGCCUCGUCGAGUACAAGGAUAGCCCGAUCGCGUACUCUCACCUCCCCGAUCCGAAGGCGAAGUCUUAG
Molecule: messenger RNA, 3459 nt
Organism: Drechmeria coniospora
Lineage: Eukaryota; Fungi; Ascomycota; Sordariomycetes; Hypocreales; Ophiocordycipitaceae
Product: Leucine carboxyl methyltransferase family
Exons: 7
Coding region: 1-3459 (1152 amino acids)
Biological process (GO): wybutosine biosynthetic process; tRNA methylation
Molecular function (GO): tRNA methyltransferase activity; protein binding
Source: RefSeq, a predicted model, not a curated record